GCGGAGCCGCUGUUUGUGCGCUCGGGGCCGCGCCGGGAGGGCCCGGAGGACCGCGGUGCCGUCGCGCCCAGCCCGGCCAUGGCCGCCCGCGGGGCCCAGCGGCCCAACGGGCACUCGCAGCCCAGUAAGAUCUGCCAGUUCAAACUGGUGCUGCUGGGAGAGUCGGCCGUGGGCAAGUCCAGCCUGGUGCUGCGCUUCGUCAAGGGCCAGUUCCACGAGUACCAGGAGAGCACCAUCGGCGCGGCGUUCCUGACGCAGUCCGUGUGCCUGGACGACACCACGGUGAAGUUUGAGAUCUGGGACACGGCGGGGCAGGAGCGCUACCACAGCCUGGCCCCCAUGUACUACCGGGGGGCCCAGGCUGCCAUCGUGGUCUACGACAUCACCAACCAGGAGACGUUUGCCCGUGCCCGGGGCUGGGUGAAGGAGCUGCAGCGCCAGGCCAGCCCCAGCAUCGUCAUCGCCCUGGCCGGCAACAAGGCUGACCUGGCCAGCAAGAGGAUGGUGGAGUACGAGGAGGCCCAGGCCUACGCUGACGACAACAGCCUGCUGUUCAUGGAGACCUCGGCCAAGACAGCCAUGAACGUCAACGACCUCUUCCUGGCCAUCGCCAAGAAGCUGCCAAAGACGGAGCCGCAGAGCUCGAGCGGGGCCGGGGGCCGGGGCCGGGGCGUGGACCUGAGCGAGCAGAGCCCGCAGGGCCGCGGGCAGUGCUGCAGCAACUGAGGGAUCUGCUGGGAUCUACUGGGAUCCACUGGGAUCCACUGGGAUCCACUGGGAUCAGAGCACAGCCAGGAUCCACCGGGACUGAACCCAGACCCAGCCCGCAGUGGGCUGGGGCUGCGGCAACUGAGGAAUCCCAUGGGAUCCACUGGGAUCAUAGCCAGGAUCCAGCCCAAAUCCAGCUGGGAUUACAGCCCAGAUCCAGCCCAGAUCCAGUUGGGAUCACAGCCAAGCUCAAGCCCAGAUCCAGCCUGGAUCAAGGCAGGAUCCAGCCCCAAUCCAGCCCGGAUCCAGUUGGGAUCACAGCUGGGAUCCACCGGGAUUGAACCCAGAUCCAGCCCACAGGGUCGUGGCCAGCGCUGCAGCAGCUGAGGGAUCCAGCAGGAUCCAGCCAGAUUCCAGUGAGGAUCCCAGCCCAGAUUCCAGCCCCAUUCCCAGCCAGGAUCCCACCAGAUCCCACCAGAUCCCAGCUCCAUCCCCGCCCUGGGACUCUGCCCGAGCUCUCUCCCAGCACCUUUUGAAGCUU
This is a messenger RNA of Vidua chalybeata, 1249 nucleotides long. RefSeq names its product RAB5B, member RAS oncogene family (gene RAB5B). NCBI's taxonomy places the organism in Eukaryota, Metazoa, Chordata, Aves, Passeriformes, Viduidae. The record is from RefSeq and is a predicted model, not a curated record. Gene Ontology annotation, molecular function: GTP binding; GTPase activity. The coding region runs from base 79 to 726 and encodes 215 amino acids. The transcript has 6 exons.